AUGUCUUUCCUCCGAAAUUACUUCGGCCUGCCAGCCAGCGCCUAUGUCAACAGAGCCCCUGCCACUCCCGCUCCAGCUCCUGCUCCCCCUGCCAACUCUAGAAUCAACCCCUUGUGCGGCAAGCCCCAGAACGCCUCAAAUGAGACAGCUCCAGUGAGAGCUCUCCCUGCUUCAUGGUACAUCUCUGAGGAGAUGUACCAGCUUGAGAGACGCGCCAUCUUCUCCAAGAGGUGGCUUCUCACAACCCACAACAAGCGGGUCCCCAACAAUGGUGACUGGCAGCGUUAUCAGAUCGCCAACUUCCACUAUGUUGUCUGCCGAGACAACAAUGGCAAGAUCAACGCCUUCCACAUCACCCCGGAGCUUGAAGAGUUCAACAUCAAUGAGCAUGGUAUCCUCCCUAUUCACGUCCACAUUGACAAGAAGAACUUCAUCUGGGUCAACUUGGACGCCGGUGAGACUCCCGAGAUUGCCUGGUCAGAGGAGCUGGGAGGCGCCGAUGAGCAGCCGAGACUCGACAUGUACGACUGGGAGUCCUACGAGUACGACCACACCUGGGAGAUGGAGGGCGCCUACAACUGGAAGCUGCUGGGAGACAACUACAAUGAGUGCUACCACUGCCGCGUUUCCCACCCUGAUCUCAACGAUCUCGCAGACAUCAACACUUACGUUGUUGACCCUGUCAAGUCAUACUUGAUGCACUUCGGCAGCCCUACCCCAGAAAUGAUCGAGAAGGGUCUUCUGAUCGCCCCCACAUACUUCUUCCCCAACUCCUCCAUCAAUGUCUCAAAACACUUCUUCAUGAUGCAAAGAUUUAUCCCCACCGGUACCAACUCCUCCAUCAUGAGAUAUGAAGUCUACAGGAACAAGAACUCCCCUCGCGAGGAUUUCGAGCAGGUGGAUGCUAUGUACAAGCGGGUCAUGUCCGAGGACAAGGAGCUCGCCAUCGGUGCCCAGAACAACAUCCUCCGCGGUGUCUUCAUCAACGGCGAGCUGCACCCCGGCAUGGAGAAGGGCGCCCUCUGGUUUCAGAGCAGCGCACGAGACAUGGUCAAGGAACACCACGAGCGCGAGGUGGAAGCCGGUCGGGAGAUCUGGCCGGCUCAGCAGUCCAUGGCUCGCAUCAUCGCUGCCACUUCUGGCAAUGCAGCUCAGCUGGAGCCUGUGGAGGCUGUGAUCCGGCAAGCAAUUGCUGUUUAA
Molecule: messenger RNA, 1200 nt
Organism: Clonostachys rhizophaga
Lineage: Eukaryota; Fungi; Ascomycota; Sordariomycetes; Hypocreales; Bionectriaceae
Source: the annotation of a GenBank genome assembly